AGAAGAAUUCAUCUAAAGGUUGUUUUUAAGGAAGUAGACAAACCUAAAUCUGUGUCUCAACUCCAAGGAAUGUGAACAAGAUGCCUGCUGGUGAACAAGAAUGUGAAUGUAAUGAAGGGAAGUACUACUCUAAAGGAGGUAAACUGUUGAGGAAAGAGAAAAAAAUUCCUGGUUACCUUUGGGGGGACAUUAAGAUCAAUAUCAUAGGUAAAAAGGAUGAUUUACCAAUUCAUUUCUGUGACAAAUGUGAUUUGCCUAUUAAAAUCUAUGGGCGAAUAAUUCCAUGCAAGCAUGCUUUUUGCUAUGACUGUGCUAAUUUAUAUGACAAAAACAGAUGUAAAAUAUGUCCAGGCUGUAGUUAUCCUGUGCGUCGAAUUGAGAAGCAUAAACGAGGUUCUCUCUUCAUGUGUAGUGAUGUUCAGGGAUGCAAGAAAACAUAUUCGUCUCAGAAAAGCUUACAGGCUCAUAUCAUACGCCGCCAUAAGAGAGCCGGAAAACAUGAUAGCAGUACUUCACUUGAAAAAGUUCAUCCCUGUAUUGCUCCGCCACGAACUGAAAUCUCUGAAAUCCCUAAAAGACUGCAAGAUGAGGGCCAUCUAAGCUAUAUUCCACCAGAGCAGCACACCAUGAUGCCACCACCGACUGUGCCACAUAUGUCACACAAGCACUAUAAUCGGUCACAUAAGGAUAUUUGGGCUCCUCCCAAAGAAUUAUCUCCAAGUCCGCCUUUUCCCAUCCAGUGGGAAACCAUUAGUAUUUUUACAAGAAAACAAGGCAAUGUAAUAACUAAGCAUAUUCAGAAGAACUCCAAUUCUGGUGCUAAGAAGCCAUCAUCUCCUGACUAUUCUCUGGAGUAUCAAGGUCAACCAGUGGUAUCAUACCCUAAUCAUAUUAGGCCUCGAAAACAGCAUUAUGCACAACCUCCAUCUCCAUCAUCAACGGUAAACCAUCCAAUGCCAUAUCCUCCUCAGGAUGUAGGUACUCCUAAUUUGAUUUCUAGCCAAGUGCCAGCGCUAACCACCACCUACGAUCCAUCACCUGGAUUUGUUAUUGUCCAGGUGCCACUUUUCAUGAAAUCUCCCCUACCACCUAUUCCCCAGUCUCAAAAUGGGAAUCCAUCUGAAAGUGAAUUCACUUUUCACCAUUAUAACUCUAACUUUUUACCUCAGUCCACUGAAAAUCAGGAAACUUUGAACCCUCGUCUUACACAAAGAGAUGCAACGGAUCGUAGAUUAUGGCUUGGAUGGAAAGUACUGCCACCUCCACCAAUGUGGAAUCCACCUUCUUCAAACCUACAUCGUGAAUCACAUCAUUCAGACCAGAGAAGAGAGAAACCAUAUUAAGGAUGAUAAUAGUAUUUUCAACUGAAGACCUGAUGAGAAAAGAAAAACAACUUCAAGUUCUAUACUGUAUUGUGGACAAGUGGCUCAGUUCAGCACAGCUGUAGUUUAACAACUUUGUUCCUCUGGUGUGGUAAAUUGACCUAAAGGUGACCUCUGAUGAUUUCCUGGAAUAAAUAUGUAUGGUUACAUUUUCA
Molecule: messenger RNA, 1537 nt
Organism: Cebus imitator (Panamanian white-faced capuchin)
Lineage: Eukaryota; Metazoa; Chordata; Mammalia; Primates; Cebidae
Gene: CBLL2
Product: Cbl proto-oncogene like 2
Exons: 1
Coding region: 81-1343 (420 amino acids)
Biological process (GO): protein ubiquitination; regulation of cell adhesion
Molecular function (GO): ubiquitin protein ligase activity
Source: RefSeq, a predicted model, not a curated record